ACUUGCCUCACUGUAUGUGUUUGGCACUGCAGUCAUGGGGCUUCAAGUAUCGACCGGUCCUGUUGCUCCCUAACAACGGGGGCAAAUACACCCUCACGACGGACAAGCCACGGUAUGAGAGCGGUACAUGUAUUUCUAAUUCGUUCAUGCAUGCCAUAAACUGAUGAUAGAAGUAACCUCGGACUGACAAUUAUUAAAUGUCAAGAUUGAACGGAUCAGAAAAUGUAGUGGUAAUAGUUUUUGACAACUGUGAUGAGAUAUAAGAUAUAAAAUUGAAGUGAUUUUUCACACUAUGAACGCAAGGAGAAAUUCGGGACCCGUCUACGUGGAUGCUUAUGGCGGUAUUGCAGCUGUAUUCAGUGGUGACAUGGAUCGCUACAGGGCCAAGGAUAAGAACAUGGAGGCACCCGUGCGCUACAAGCGAGGAAAACGCCGGAAAAGUAUCACCGUGACAAGGAAGGAGACGAUGCCUGCCAUUCGGUCUCAAUCACCCGCGCCCCUACCACCGCGUCCUCGCCCGAUGAAGCGGAGUGACUCCAGCAUAUCCCGGGUGUCGGUUGCCUCGGAGUUCGCAACCAUCGCGGAGGAUGCAGUCUGCGAUGACUUCCGGGGAGAAGUCAGGCAGAGUUAUCCUCCAACGGCUGGAAGACGGGUAUCUUUCUCAUCAGCUUCUGAAACACCACCGGCUUUAUAUAAUCGGCGAUCAUCCUCAUCUUCGCUUGUGGGGAAAUCGUCUUACGACGAGCCUCCCAGACGUAGAGUUUCCAUUGUCAGUCUGCAAAGAAGCGACUCGACUGUCUCGUCUCUAAUGGAUUUCAACCCGAGGCGACUGUCCACUGUAUCAGACGCAGUGGUAAUACGGAAAACUCCCAAGCCAUGGCGGCGGAAUAGCGCGGACGGGUAUGUGGGACACAUUCGCCGGGCAUCGGCUGAUGGAAACACUUCGAUGUCUGGGCGGAGGUCCUUCCCACCCCAGUCGACAUCUCGGAGGUAUCAUCAGGCAUCGGGUCCGGCCUACCAGUCCUACCCUCCUCCGGACAUGGGGGAGAAGUCGAGAGAUGUGUUCGAAGGAUCCAUGGCAGAUAGGGACGGUCUGAGCUACGAAGCUACGCUUAGGAGAGCUUCCCUUGCCUCCAUUCACGAGAUGCACCAUGCCAUCACAUUACUCAAGAACCAGAAAGCCUUGGCAAAACUUCAAAAGGCUCAAGGAAGAAACUUUCAAGAUGGCUCGACAGGAGGCUACGGCUCGCGAAGAUCCUCAUUAAGGGGAUCAUCUCCAAGGCAAUCCGUAGGCUCUGGGUCAAGCCGCGCCAGGGGUAAUAGUACUGCAUCCUUGGACGCUCAUUUAAGGCGAUUAUCCAUCAGCACCUCGAUACAAGACAUGCACCAGCAGAUGACCCUGAUCAAAGAGAAACAACUGGUGAAGCGAUUGAACUCAAGAGUACAGUUCUCCGUGGUUGAAGACGCCGCAAGGCCGUCAGAGAGCCGGCGGGGGAGUUUGGCCAGCGGGCGUCGGAGGAGCAGUGCAGGAGGAUCGCCAAUCAGUGCGGCGUCCAUGAGUAGUAUGACCGGUGGCCGAAGUCGACUGGGAAGUCAGGAUUCGGAUUCUUACAGCAGCAAUAGUGACUACAGUUCAUCAUCUGGGUCGUCAUCGGACUACUCCGGAUCCUCCUCUGAGUAUUCAGAAUCUGACUCAGAAGACUCACAAUCAUCCUCAGACGAUGCAACAUCUUCCGACUCGGACUCUGACACUUCCAGUGAUUCCGGCAGCGAAGUGAGUGGGAGCGGCCUGUCAUCCCAAGAGGCUCACGGCUCCAGUGAUGACGACCGCUCAGUAGCCUCGUCCGCUGGCACUUCCUCCACCGACACCGACUCCGGGAACGGGACGCUCAGCAGCAGCCACGGGUCCAAGACCGAGGGGCAACCGAAGGGUAUCCAGGACCUGGCUGGCCCAUCGGGGUUGGGACGGAUGGGUAGGGUGUCGCCUAAGAGUCCGCCACACACGGACACUCGGGAAAACCACUUUGACUUUUCGGGCACCCAUCACCCAAUGGUGCAGAAGGGUGCAGGGGACAAUGGUGCACAACAGAAGGUGAUGAAGGGGCAAGCAACGUCCAAGGCAUGUGUUAUACUUUGAGAAGUGGGUCAAAUUUCUUCAUAAUUCUUUCACUCCGGUUUUUUUUUUUAUACAACCAUACCUGUACACACAAUUAAAACUCUUUAAGGCUCAAAACAAAAACCCACAAAAUCGCACCUGAAAUGCUUUCAAAAUGUUUUCAUGUCUUUAUUUACAGCAUACGGAAUUUGCACUGACCACAAACUCUGAUAUAGAUUAUUGCAUUAACAUUCCACGAUUUAAUAUGAAACCAAGAAACGGCUUUAAGUUAUUUACAGAUUUAAAGAAGUAUACCCCGUGCUCUCCCCAAAAUUGUUAUUUUUUUUCUCAGAACAAAUUUCCAAUUUGUAUGUUUUGUUUUAAUAAAAAAUGUAUUUGAUUCUAAUUUUGAGCGUCUGCGACCCUAUUAAAAAAAAGAAAUUUCAUUUUGAGCCUCACAUGACCCCGCCCUGUGAGAGGUAAAAAAUCUGGCAGUCAAUAAAUCAUGUUUUUUUCGGAAGAUAAUUCAAAACUAAAAAUGUUGGAUUUUUUCAUUCGAUGUCUCUCAUUCACAAGUGAAUAACUUCUCUAUUCCUCAAAAAAUAGCAAUUGAAAAUACUAAUCUAUGUUUAGAGGUGAAACUCGAAAAAAAGCACAGGGAAUGCAUCUUAAGUGCAUUGUACACGGAACAACAUACCAUAACUUGGCACUAAAGCAAAAAUCCCCAUAAUUAUUAUAAUACUCGGGCUAAAGUUUCUUGAAAAAUUAACAAAAGAAAUGCAUCAGUUUGAAGAAAAUGAUUAAACAGAAAUAAAGUAUGUGAUUAGCGCCUCAACAAUUAGAAAUUAAAGCCAAUCAGACAGCAUAAUAUUCUGUGAGUUAUAAAGUGACGCUUUAGACAUUCUUACACUUUCAUUUUAAUUAUAGUGUCUUUCUUUUAUCAUAGAAAAUCUUUGCAAAAAUUAUUUCCAUUUUUGUUCCUUUUUUCGAACUGGCAGCUACAAAUAAACAAUUGAAUAUAUAUAAUAAAUGUGAUGUGCUGUGACUGUA
Patiria miniata (bat star) is the source of this 3145-nucleotide messenger RNA. Its product is annotated as clumping factor A-like. The coding region runs from base 293 to 2137 and encodes 614 amino acids. The record is from RefSeq and is a predicted model, not a curated record. The transcript is spliced from 2 exons. Lineage: Eukaryota; Metazoa; Echinodermata; Asteroidea; Valvatida; Asterinidae.